This is a messenger RNA of Trematosphaeria pertusa, 846 nucleotides long. RefSeq lists its product as uncharacterized. The record is from RefSeq and is a predicted model, not a curated record. Lineage: Eukaryota; Fungi; Ascomycota; Dothideomycetes; Pleosporales; Trematosphaeriaceae. The transcript has 3 exons. Bases 1 to 846 code for a protein of 281 amino acids.
AUGGCGACCCCUUUGGGAAACCGUUUUGAGCAACUGCCGACUCCGGCAGAAGAGCCUAUUGCCGGCUCAACCACCGACCAGCCUGGUGCCCCAGCACCAGAGGGAGUGCAGCAGCAGCCAGCGCCGGCGAAGCGCCCAACGCUGCCCGAGAAGCUCAAGUUCAAGGAAUUCGCCAAGUCGAAGUCGCGGAACCCGUACCCGGACGAGAUCCACGGCAUUCCCCUAGAUGCCGUUCACAAGGGCUAUCGCAAGAGGGACCGGCCUGACUUUGGGCAGCUGAAACCUCAAGGUAUGCCGGCCGAGGUUCAUUUCCUGGACAAGAACCUGCGCGCCCAGUGUCAGCGCAAAGGUCAGCUAUCCCGGGCAGGUGUGGUGCAGUUCGACUCGAACAAGUCCCUUGUCAAGGUGUCCUUCCAACCUGACAGCCAGAUGUCUUCUAUCAUGCUACAUAUCCAACGCGAAGAGGGAAAGGACGUCCUAUACCAAGUCUUUGCCAACUCUGUCCGCCCAGCCGAAAAGAAAGAAAGACAAGACCAGAGGACACCUCCCGGCAUCAGGAUGAUCUCCUUUCAGCAAGACAUCGAUGGAAAGGCUGAGAAGGAGUUUACUGGGAGGUUUGCCCGCGGCUAUGGCAACCUUACCGAAAUGGCCCAGAGGAAGAACCUGCUGAUGACUCUGCUCAGCCUUGUCCCACCAGGCGAGACUGCUAAGAAGGGCUACAAAUGUUGCCCUGUGUGGUCUCGUCUCACGGAUUUUGAACUGCAGGACAUUAGGAACAAGUCCAUGACUGCACGGCCAGCAAGCUUCGGAUCCUUCUGCUUGGCGAUGUCGAAGAUCUAUGUUUAG